Messenger RNA from Labrus bergylta (ballan wrasse), 1223 nucleotides. Lineage: Eukaryota; Metazoa; Chordata; Actinopteri; Labriformes; Labridae. The record is from RefSeq and is a predicted model, not a curated record.
CCUUGUUUUUGGAGAUGCUGAGAUAAAAAGUUGUAUUUAAGAGCUGCUGCUGCUCUUGUGAAGUAUCCACACUCGGACAGACUGAAGCUACGCUGAGACACGAGACGAGAAGCAUCAUCUCAUCAUCAACGUCACGAUGAAGCUCCUGGCUCUCUGCGCUCUCCUCUGUGCCAUGGUGGCUCUGAGCAGCGCUGAAGCUGCUGCAGAGCCGGAACCUGAGAACGCAAAAUCAGAGGUCGAUGUUGACAAGAGGACGUGCUGGUGGAGGCGUCCUUGUAGGCCUAAGAUCGUUCACAGGUGGAGGCGUCCUUGUAGGCCUAAGAUCGUUCACAGGUGGAGGCGUCCUUGUAGGCCUAAGAUCGUUCACAGGUGGAGGCGUCCUUGUAGGCCUAAGAUCGUUCACAGGUGGAGGCGUCCUUGUAGGCCUAAGAUCGUUCACAGGUGGAGGCGUCCUUGUUGGCCUAAGAUCGUUCACAGGUGGAGGCGUCCUUGUAGGCCUAAGAUCGUUCACAGGUGGAAGCGUCCUUGUAGGCCUAAGAUCGUUCACAGGUGGAAGCGUCCUUGUUGGACCAAGAUCGGUUGCCGCUAUUUCUUCUACGUUCGAAAACCUCUGACUUGGCAUCAGGCUGAGAGGAACUGCCGCCGCCUCGGUGGACACCUGGCAUCUGUGCAUUCAAGACGGCAGUACCUUAAAAUCAGAGCGCUGAUAAAAAAGAGCUCUAGGGGGAGUCCAGCGACUUGGAUUGGAGGCACUGAUCGGUGUAGGGAGGGUCAUUGGCGCUGGAGUGAUGGUUCCCGCCUCAACUACAAAAACUGGUGCUGUGGAGAACCAAACAAUGCUGGAAAUCAGGACUGCUUGCAGAUGAAUUUCUCCCGUCGCAAAUGCUGGGAUGAUGCCCAGUGUUGGCUUAAGCGUCCCUCCGUCUGUGUCAGAAACAGGAGACGGUGAUUUCUGGUCCGAUUCGAAAGGCAUGAAGAACCUGGAACGCUCUAAAUCUCUUUUAUUCUCUCUCUCUAUCUUCUCUAUCGCUGUAACGCUAAAAGAAAGACGCGACACGUGACGACAACAGGAGCUGGAUUGUCUCUGAGGCCUCGUGCCCGUAAUAAGUUCAGACUGAAUGUGUAAUGGAAAGGAUGCUUUAAGCACAUCUUAAUUUUUUCUUUUAAAUGAACCUUUUUCUUCCUUUUCUUAUGCAAAAUAAAAAAAGCUUUGAGCAUUGAAA